Messenger RNA from Macrobrachium nipponense, 512 nucleotides. Its product is annotated as holotricin-3-like. Bases 11 to 394 code for a protein of 127 amino acids. The record is from RefSeq and is a predicted model, not a curated record. The transcript is spliced from 2 exons. Lineage: Eukaryota; Metazoa; Arthropoda; Malacostraca; Decapoda; Palaemonidae.
GUCUGAACUCAUGAGAGUUUUUGAUCACAACAUGAAGUUACUUCUGGUUUGCAUUGGCGCUGUCCUCUUGGCUCUCUGCCAGGCAGGAAAUAUAAAAGGUGGAUCAGGUGGCGGGCAUGGAGGAUUUGGCGGCGGAUCCUUUGGAGGAGGUUCCUCUGGAGGAUAUGGCUCUGGUGGUGGUGGUGGCUUCUCCAGUGGUGGUCGCAAAGGUGGUUCCAUAGGCCAUGGUUUCUCUGGAAGUCUUGGAGGAGGAUUUGGUGGAGGAUCCUCAGGAGGCUAUGGCUCUAGUGGUGGUCACGGAAGCCGUUCUGGAGGAGGGUUAUCCGGUGGACGUGGAGGUGGAUCCUUUGGAGGACAGGGUUCCUUCCCCAGGGGUGGAGGAUAUGGAAAAUGAGACCAUUUUCAUCUAGAGUAUGACACCUACUUUCAGAAUAUAAUGCUGAAAUUUUACAAGAAUUUUCAUUAACAACUUACGAGUAAUAUUCAGUAAUAAAUAAUACUUUUUUUUUAAA